AGCCCUCUCCGCUCUGUCAGAGAGGCUAAAGGUUUACCGGCCACUGUACCGGUCGAUCUCUCAAGCUCUCCCAACUGAGAUUUUAUUUACCCCCACUCCCACUCAACUGACACCUAUGUCUUUGAAACAGGUGGACACAGGUGGCAAACGAGCACAGCAAGGUCACACCACGACUUGGUGAAGAUCCCGCCAUUGGAUUUUCUCAAUUCUGGUUAGAGCUGACUUUCAGAGGACUGAAACGUUUGAAGCUUUGUUUGAUUGCUGCCAAAGAGUUGCCUUCUUCUGCUAAAGAGUGACCAUGUGGGAGUUCCGGUCCAUGAGUUUUUGGAGGGCGGUCUUUGCAGAGUUCUUCGGGACCAUGUUCUUUGUAUUUUUUGGCCUGGGUGCCGCCCUCCGCUGGACCACCGGGCCUCAUCACAUUCUACAUGUGGCCUUGUGCUUCGGCUUGGCAGCUGCCACCCUCAUCCAGUCCAUCGGCCACAUCAGCGGCGGCCAUAUUAACCCUGCCGUUACCUUCGCCUACCUGGUCGGGGCCCAGCUGUCUCUUUUCCGUGCUAUUUUCUAUAUCAUCGCCCAGUGCCUUGGCGCGGUUGCCGGCGCUGCCGUGCUGUAUGGGGUCACACCUGGCAACAUGAGGGGCAACCUGGCACUGAACACGCUGCAGCCUGGUGUCAGUCUAGGGAUGGCCACCACCGUGGAGGUGUUCCUCACCAUGCAGCUUGUGGUGUGCAUCUUCGCUGUGACCGAUGAGAGGAGAAACGGUCGCCUGGGUUCCGCCGCCCUCUCGAUCGGCUUCUCCAUCACCAUCGGACAUCUCUUGGGGAUGUACUACACGGGUGCCGGCAUGAACCCCGCCAGGUCCUUCGCUCCUGCGGUCCUGUUCAGAAACUUUGUCAACCACUGGGUCUACUGGGUGGGACCCAUAAUUGGCGGCGCCAUGGGCGCCCUCCUGUACGAUUUCAUUCUGUUCCCACGUAUGAGGGGUCUGACCGAGCGCCUGGCCACGUUGAAGGGCAGUCAACCCCCGGAGAGAGAGACCCAGCAGGAAACCCGCGGGGAGCCCAUCGAACUCAAGACGCAAGCCUUGUAAACCCGAACCCUCCCUCGGCACCCGUAGACCCACCUGGGGCUGAGAAAAGAGGCACACGGCCCCCGCCUCCACUGCUCAUCAACCUACAUGAAAACUAACAAGACAACAGUCAGAUCUCCCCCUCUAAGUCCUUACUCUGUAUUCAGAAGGGACUUUGUGUUUGCGAUAAAAGGCAGGCCUGCUUCUGUGAUGAGGUGCGGGUGAUGGUGCAGCAGAGGGGUGCAGGGCGUGGGUGGGCAACACUCUGGGUUUGUGCUUCUUUCCAACUUAGAUCAGUGAAGAUGGGUGUGGUUUCCUACAUGCAGCUCACAUAAUCGCCAGUGUAUUUUUUUUUCCAGCUUCAUUUUGUUUUCUGCACUUCAGACACAAGACGGUGAUGUAUGAUUACCAGGAUUUUACAUUUUACAAAUGGCUACAUUUUAUGUGUGUGUGAGCAUUGUUGUGUGAGAGUGAAUGUGUGCGCCAGCUUGUAUAUGCGAGUGUCUUUGCAAGUGUGCAUGUGUGUUUGUGUGUGUUUGUGUGUGCGUGCGUGUGAGAAAGAUGAAGAUUGCCGAUACAGUACCUCUUUUUUUCUCAUUUUCAUUGCAGCUCCACUGUUUUGUACCAAUCACUAUUCAUUUUUUGUAAGCCCUUUUUAAGACAUGACACAUGGCCUCCCAUCACUGUGAUAUUUGUGAUGAUACCCAUUCUCACAUAAACCCAUCUCUAUGCACCCCCCCCCCCCCCCCCCCCCCCCCCAUCUUAACCAGCACAAAAGGAAAUGUAGACUCUUGAGAAUUGGAGAGGUCUGUUACUACAGACCAACAGUGCCAGCUUUAUAUUGUCUAUUAUUAUUAUUUUAUCCUAACUGGGAUUACAAACGUGUUUCAAUAAAUUUUCAAUAAAUAUGCAACUAUUACACGA
Molecule: messenger RNA, 1993 nt
Organism: Phyllopteryx taeniolatus (common seadragon)
Lineage: Eukaryota; Metazoa; Chordata; Actinopteri; Syngnathiformes; Syngnathidae
Product: lens fiber major intrinsic protein-like
Exons: 4
Coding region: 299-1090 (263 amino acids)
Biological process (GO): transmembrane transport
Cellular component (GO): plasma membrane
Molecular function (GO): water channel activity
Source: RefSeq, a predicted model, not a curated record